AUGGGUGACAGCACUGAUAGCAUUACACAAAUAAUUGAAGCUUUUCGGAUUCAUUCUCUUAAAAUUGGUUCGGCGAGCACAAAUGUCGCCUCACCACAACUGUGCUCUGAUAUAACUCAUACGCCCGAAAACAAAGUAAUUUACUUCAUCCACAGAGUUGCUGAAUUUGUGAGGCUCUGUGCUGUUGCAAAGCCUCUGGAAACUCACGCUUUAAGCAAGCUUCUUCAAGAGAUUGUCUCACCCUAUUUGACUUCAAAUGUUGUGUCAUCACUUCUAAGUCGUAUUUAUCAGUCUACAGACUGUUGGCCCUCUUUUUCAGCUGGAUUUUUCGAAAUUUUGCAUUUAUUGCCAUACACUGCAUCACCGCACGCCUAUUUCAACUUUCCGGAUAGUGAGAGUUCUAAUAUUGCUUUACCUCCAACGGAUAAAUGGCCUUGUCAAAGUGGUUGGACGUUUCACUGUUGGUUAUACAGAUAUCCAUCGGCUAAAGCCAACAAUAAAAUUAAUUUAUACUGUUUUCAGACUUGUGAUCGUCUAGGAUUUUCAGGAUAUUUUGUAAAUGAUGUUUUCUUCCUAUCUUUAACUCGAAACAAAGGGAAGAUCGAUGAAUUCCCAGUAAAUUUCAAUUUCCAUCCACAUGAGUGGUUUAUGAUUACAAUUGUACAUUCAUUUGCCCGUUGGAGUGGUAGCAAUAUUUCAUGCUAUGUUAAUGGUGUUUUGGUGUCAAACUUUGAUGUUACUUGGCAUUUAAAUUCCAGUGAGAUAUUCAAGACAUGUCUUAUUGGUCAAUCAAGUGAUCCAACUGAUGGCAGUAGUUGCUUUAGCGGACAUAUAUCCAUUAUAAUGGGAUUUAUGGAUGUGCUGACUUCCGAACAAAUCAGUUACAUUUAUUCGUUAGGUCCAAAGUAUCAGGGACAAUUUCGUUUUGAAACGGAAAGCUGUGAUGAGUCAGUUUCUAAUCAAAGCAAAAUUACGAUUGACUUAAACAAGCUACACAAUUCCCUUGUAUUUGCAUACAGUCCUCUUGCUUCUGAUGGUCGGUUGUGUUUGAAUCAGGCUGUGAAUUUCCACCAGUCGAGUCAGACAUCACUACACGCUAUAAUGAAUGGGAAUGUUUCUGCUGUGAUAAGUUUAACCGUGCCAGAUCUACUCAUACGACUUGGUGGUAUCCAACUAUUGUACCCUUUGUUCAAUCGUUUAGACUGGUCAGUUGAAAAGUCUAACUGUCUUGACAAUGAAACAGAUCUUUCAAAGAUACUUUCACUUCAUCCAUCCUUUGCAAAUCUCCAACCAUCUACACCAGAAAUUCAAACAAUUUUAGUUCGUCUCAUUUUCAGUCUAGUCCGUACAUCGAUUACAUUGAGAAAUCAGUUUAUUACAACUAAAGGUCUACUUAUCAUUGCUAAUGCUCUGAAUCAGUCUGAGGCAAAACACCUAACAAUGAGUCUAUUGGAUGAAAUUAUCCAGUUUACACGUUAUCUAUUAAAAAGAAUCAGUUCAACUCAAAAUAAUAAUAUUACUGUUGAUGAUGGCGAUAAUAAUCAUGGUCAUAAUCAUAAUAAUAAUAACAGCACUUUGAAUAUACACAAUAAUCUAAUAAUGAAUUCUAAUGUUCAUAUUAUACUACUGAAACAAAUGUAUGGUUAUUUAAUAAGUAAUUCGGAACUCUGGUGUCGAGCAACAGUUGAUGUUCAAGAACAAUUGUAUCAAUUUUUAGCUACUGAUUUCAUGGAAGCAGUUAUCUCCGGGUAUAUUGGUCGAACAGGGACUGUAAUCCAUUGUUUAAAUACACUGAAAUAUUAUUUAGCAUUAGCUAGUCCUCGUGCACGAAGUGGAUAUGAACUGAAUACACCAGAUCAUGAACUGUUAGGCUCAGUUGAUGAGAUCGUUAAAUUGCGUACAAAUGUAUUAAUUUAUUUAAAACGCCUAUUUUCACGUGGUAGUGGAAUUACAGACAGUGAAAUGCAAGCAAUUUUAAACUUUUUAACUACAAUACACGAGCCAGAAAAUAUACACGAUAUAUUAUACUUAUUGGUUAGUGCUUUAAUUGAAUAUCCAUCUACAUGCGGUCCAGUAUUUAUUCGUACAAAUGGCAUACAUUGUGUAUUCAAACUACUCACUUCUGAAGAUGAACAUGUACGAAUUUAUAGUAUCAAAUUAUUUGGACUUUAUCUUAUUUAUGGAAAAAAUUUGGUGUAUGGAAAUACAGUUGAACGUUUCAGCUUAUUCUCUCUACUGGAGGAUCGUUUGAAUUCAGUAUCUUCUCAGUUUACUUUGUUAACGUAUAAUGCCUUAUUCGAAGUGUUGACUGAAUCUAUUUCUCCGAAAAUUCGUGUCCAUCCGAUUAUUAUUAGCGAGAAAUCAAUAUCAAUGAUAAAAAAUCCUGCUUUACUUAAAGUUAUAGCACAAUUGAUUUCUCAGUCAGAACAGACAAGUGAUAUUUUAUCGAUUAAAGAUACUUUCAUUCAGCAUUUAUUUGCAUUCUGUGCACAGAAUCCAUCCAAUAAAAAAAUAAUACUUCAACUGUCUAUAUGGCAAGAUUGGUUACUUCGUUUAGCACCAUUAUAUCCAAAUAAUAAAAUGAAUGCAAAAUUUCUUGUGAAAAUUUUACGAUUAAUACGUGUUCUAUUAAUACAUGGUAUAUGCUAUGAAUAUGGUAGUUGGCAAGUAUUUGUUGACACUUUGGCUUUAAUUCAUUUACAUAUUUGUGAAGAAAGAUUUUCUUAUUAUAAGGAGAAGCAACAGUCUGUCAAAUCAAAAGAUCCAGAUUUUGAGAAGAAAUCAAAUUUAGCGCAUAAAAGUAGCUCUGUACUUUUCUCAAAUAAAGACUCAAUUGCAAGAAAUAAUUCAGUAGGUGUUGAUCUAACAGAAUAUGCAUCUCAUCAAAUGACAACUGCUUAUGUCUCACCUACUGAUUCAACAUCUGAACAUCCUUCAAAUACUGGGAACAGUAGUAAUAAUGAUGAUAAUAGCAACAAGGAUACACAAUCAGUACAUGAUUCAGAUGUCAACUUAGAUCGUACUUUAUCUGAUUCAACACUAUCUUAUGAGAAUAUUGAACUAUCUUCAUUACCAGUGUCCAAAUCACCGGUGGAACAGAGGUCGUCUUCACCACUGCCUGUACCUUCACCUCCGCAACCAUCAACAUCCAGUCCUCAUACUGCUACUAAUGCUGAUCAUGAUGUAAAAAAUAUUGCGGAGAGUAAAACAGUUACAAACGUUAUGAAUGAGAAAUCAAAGCGGAAUAAAAAUUCAGUGAAAUUUCAAUUAGCUAAUUUCUCUUGGUCAUAUGUUCAUCAUUUACUGUUGGAUGAUUUAUUGUGUUCACUGGAAAAUAUUGUUGUUCAACAAAAUAUUCAAAGAAGAGUUUCAGUUCAUUCUUCUCCAUCUGAAUUAUACGAUAAUGUAUUAAAACAUAAACAAACGACUAAAAAACGUAAAGAAUCUUUACUUUCAUCAACACCAUUGCCUGCUCAAUUGAAGUCUACGACUAAAUCACCAUCACCAACAGCAUCAUCGUCCACACUGUCAUCAGUCUCCUCGACAUCAUCAAUGUCUUCGAACAGCAAACAGGUGUCGACUAUUUCAAAGCAAAUCAAUAAUGAUGGUAGUGGUGGUGAUGAUAAUAAUAAUGACAGUGCAUCGAUAACAGAAAAUCUCCCUCAUAAUAUCCAUGAUGGCAACCGAAUGAAUGCCAAUAAUGUUAUUAUCAUUGAUAUGAAAACGGAAUCGGCUUUUGUUACAAAUCUUUUACAAAUUAUUUCUUAUCUAUGUGAUAUGAUUAUUGGAGCGUGUGGAGGUCUGUUGCCGUUGCUUGCUGCCGCGUCAAGCUCUACAAGUGAAAUCGGCAGCCUAGAAUCUGUUCGUGGAAUGGAAUUGAGUGAUGCCAUUGGAUAUCUGUUACGCCUCACUUAUUUAGCAGAUUUUUGUAUUAUGAACGGAAAUUACAAUUUAAAACUACUAGAAUCUGAAAGAAAUCUUACGCCAGGGUCUAUAGUACGUCAGCUGUUAAGAUUAUACUUAACAACUGCAGUUCGUAAUUGCUUAGAAUCUCGACUUAAUGUCCUUCUGCCUUCAGCAUACCUUGUACAAACUAUGAAACAAUUAGCCUCGGGUAAUGAUAUUAUUAGCCAUCAUACUGUCUGCAGUGAUGCUGUUGUUGAUGACAGUGUUGAAGUGAAUGAAGUAUUAUUUAUCCAAUCAGAUGAUGGCAGUCAUAAUAUUCAAUCGAUACAGAUAAUCAGUGGAUCUACACAAACAUCGAAUAAUAAUGACCUACGUGUAGAUAAAAUUAAACAUGAUAACAAUUCAUCAAAUGGUAUAGAUAUUACAUCUAAAGAAUUUCAUUCUAAACAUUUAUCACUACCACCUAUGCCAAAUAAUUCCAACAGUCAAAAUAAUAAUAAUGUCCUAGAAGAUUCCCUGGAGAAUUUAACACGGAAAGUAUUAAAUCUGUCAAGAUUUCAUCUUGUCGUCGAUUUAGAGUAUUAUGCCAUUCAUCGACUAGGAUGUGUAGUACAACCAUGGAAAUUUCCAGAUUAUUUAGCCUCAUCGCUUGAUCUCUUUCGUAUUGGUGAUAUGAAACAAGCAUAUGAUGCGAAGAUUCGGCAUUUAAGUGGAACAUUUCAACAGCUGUUGUAUGGAAUUAAACCAUAUUUCAAUUAUCCAAAAAAUUAUGGAAAUGAACUUUUUCAAAAUACUGUGAUCUCUCCAAUUGAAGAUUUUCAAGUACUUAUGCAAAAUUCUGAUCUGUUGAGAAUACACUAUCUGAUCAAUAGAUAUGGAGAAACAUCAAAAUCACCUGAAUCUUUAGCUUUAGCAACAGUUUACUUCCUCUCUGUAAUGAUGGUCUCCAAAUAUCGUGAUUUUCUUGAUCCCAAUCCAAUAUGGUUGCCAUACAGUGGGGCUAGUGGUGAUAGUGGUCAGAUAGGUCGUGCGCAUUCAAAUACUAAUGUCAAUUAUGCCAACGGAGUAAAACGUGAAAGCUGCCGUCAAGCGGAUACAACUGUUCAUACUGAUGCCAACAAUAAUAAUAAUAAUAAUGCUAGUUCUGAAGGCGUUGUUAGCCUCAGUGGAAAUGAUGCAGAUUGCAGUUCAAUUGUCAGUGAAGAAUAUGAAUUAGUUGAUAUACCACUAGAUGAAAUGACACAACAGAAUAAAAAGUUAACUUCAUUAACUGAUUCCCUUGACAUUUGUCUUGGAUCAACUGGAAUAAUUUUAAAAGCUUUAUUCAGUGAAUUUACAGAUUAUUUCACGCGAACAUUGAUUGGUACACAUGGACAAGAAUUAUUUCCUAGUGUUCAACCAUUCCUUCAGGAUAAUUCUUCUGUUAUUGAAUUAGUCAUGUUAUUGUGUUCACAAGAAUGGCAAACAUCUUUACAAAAAUAUGCUGGAUUAGGAUUUAUUGAAUUAGUCAAUGAAGGACGUCUUAUCUCACAUUCUAUUCGUGAUCAUUUAUAUCGUGUAGCCGCUGAAGGUGAUAUCCUCUUGAACCAGUUACAUGUGUCCAAUAUUCAACAACAUACUAAAUUUGAAGAAAUCACAGCGCAUAUCAUGGCUGAUUGUCGUGAAGAAGAACAAUCAUAUAAGAAUAUUAUUGAGUCAACACGUGUACUCAAAUCAUUCAACUGUUCAUCAUCAUCAUCACUGCCUUCAACAUCUUCCACCUUGCCUAGUAUUCAUCCUUUGAAGAAAGAUUAUUACCGACUAGAUGGUUGGGAGGAUGACAGUCGAAGACACCGUAGACUCAUUCCAAAUCCACACGGUACUAGUUAUUCUUCAGCUGCCUUUUACAAUGAAAAUAUACGUCGUCGAUCUGUUGUUGCUGUUCAAAAUCAUUCUGAUCAGUUGGCAAAUCUUUUCAAAGAAGCUGGAGCACAACACGCUCGAGAUUUCUCUGUCAGUGAUGAAUCAGCUACUGAAGUAAACUCACUGUCAACUGAAUUACCGCCUGAUAAUACAUCUGUGUGUUCAACUGUCAAUGAAUCAGUGGAUACUACUGAGACUCUGGGUCCUGUAACUUUAACCUGGUUUCAAGAAGAUAUGCUUUAUCCUGGCCGUCUAUGCAUCGACUUUAAAGAUAAUGCCAACCUGUCUGUACCAUGUAUCCUAGUCUCAUUAGGCGUAACUAUCCAUGGGACAUUAUCUGUUUCAAAGUAUGAAUUAUACUUUGAACAGGAUGCAGCUAAUCCUUUGAAUGAAUUAAUUGACCAGCGAGUUUUAGCAUAUAUUGAACAUGUUUAUAGUAGAUGGUCAUUGUCAGAAAUACGUGCAAUCUUUAAUCGUUCCUUUUUACAUCGUAAAGUUGCAUUGGAAAUAUUUGUGGCCUCAAGAGGUUCCGUACUUUUCGCGUUCAAAGAUGUUGCCACUAUGAAAUCAAUUGUAAAUGCUUUACCUGAAGUAGGCAUAGGCACAAGAUAUGGUCUGCCUGCAUCCAGAUCGUCUACAUUAGCUCCACCGAGUAAAAUAUUUCAACUAUCCAAUAUGACACAACGUUGGCAACGUCGUGAAUUAUCAAAUUUUGAUUAUCUUAUGUAUUUAAACACAAUAGCUGGUCGUAGUUAUAAUGACUUAAAUCAAUAUCCAAUAUUUCCAUGGGUUAUUUCAAAUUAUGAUGCCAGCGAAUUAGAUUUAUCCUCACCAUCUAAUUAUCGCGACUUGUCGAAACCGAUUGGUGCUAUAAAUCCUAAACGUAAAGCAUUUUUCGAUGAACGUUAUAAUAAUUGGGAAGAUGAAAGUCGACCACCGUUUCAUUAUGGUACACAUUAUAGUACAGCUGCAUUUGUAUUGAAUUAUUUACUACGUGUUGAACCGUUCACUACUGUGUUUCUUAAUCUACAAGGUGGUAAAUUUGAUCAUCCUGAUAGAAUAUUCUUUUCAAUUGCAAAAACCUGGGAGAAUUGUCAGAUUAAUACAUCAGAUGUCAAAGAAUUAAUUCCAGAAUUCUUCUACUUUCCUGAAAUGUUUGAAAAUUUAAAUGAUUUAGAUUUAGGCAUAACAGAUGAUGGUAUUCAUGUUGAUACUGUGAUACUUCCACCAUGGGCAAAAACACCUGAAGAAUUUGUACGAAUUAACCGUGAGGCAUUAGAAUCUGAACUAGUCUCAUGUCAAUUGCACCAUUGGAUAGAUCUUAUCUUUGGUUAUAAACAACGCGGUCCUGAAGCUGUUCGUGCUACCAAUGUCUUUCAUUAUUUAACCUAUGACGGAAGCGUUGACUGGGAUAAGAUUACUGAUCCACUUCUCAUUAAAGCUGUUGAAGAUCAAAUUCAAAGUUUCGGUCAAACACCUGGUCAACUGUUGACUACUCCACAUCCACGACGGAAUUCAACACUUCAUCAUAAUCCAGAGAUUUUCAAUCUUCUCAAUGAAGAAUUCUGUAUGAGUUUAAAAUUCCAUUCUCAUUCACCAAUUGUAAAGUUAUUCAGUAAUACAUCAAUGAAAGCAAUUCCAUUUCCUUCUAUAAUUGCUAUAAGUGAAAAUAGAACAAUAGUAGUAUGCAGAUGGAAUGCUUUAGCUGCUGAUGCAGUCUAUCGAAAAGCUCGUGUAAAUCAUGAUACAGAAUCAAUUGAUACAACUGCGAACAAUCAUGAUACAAAACUUCAACAGACUAAAACUCCAUCUGCGACUUCAAACAAUAAUAAUAACGACUUAUCAGUAACAUCACCAUCGUCACAGCCUAUAAUCGAUGCUACUGUGUCACCAUUGGUUACCACCAGUGUUACAAAUUUUCCGACAUCAUCUAAAGAAAAUUCACGUGUUAAGCAUGGAACGGAGCAAAUAGUCAAUUUACCUUUAAAAUCAGAAUUUGUAACACCACUUGGUCGGUGUUUAGGAAAUGAUUUCGACGAAAAUAUGCAAAUCACCAGUAAUCAAUUUGUUGUAACCGCUGAUAGUAGAGCUGUUAUACAAUGUGGUUAUUAUGAUAGAUCAUUUCGUAUUUAUGGAUCACGUAGCAAUCGUUUAAUUCAAGCAGUGUUUGGUCAUAGUGAUAUUGUUACUUGCUUAGCCCGUUCAGAAUGUCAUUUUAGCCAGUAUUACUAUCUAGCCUCUGGUAGUCGAGAUUGUACUGUUAUGUUAUGGAUGUUCAGUAUGCAACGUUUAUGUGUUGUUACUAGUCAAGGUACACCUAAGCCAGUAGUUAUCUUGAACGGUCAUGAAGCUAGUAUCAAGUGUAUCAGUUUGUCAGCGGAAUUGGGUCUAGUACUGAGUGGAUCAGUUAACGGGACUUGUCUGUUGCAUUCAACACGUGGUGAACUACUACGUUCAUUAUGCUCACCGUAUACAACAGCAACACUUGAUCAAGUGUCGACACCAUUACCGUCAUCGUCUUCAACACCUCCAGUUGAAUUGGCUAAUUCCAAGCAACCUGAGCCAAAUUUGUUUACAUAUCAUCGUGAAGGUUAUCUACUUGGCCAGUUCGAUCAUUCUUGGUUAUCACUGUAUAGUUUAAAUGGGAAAUUAUUACAUUCCAGUGAUUUAAGUAUUCUAUCAAAUAAUACAAAUUCAUCUAUUGUCUAUCAUAUCAAUGCUAUGCUAUUUAGUGAUUGUGGUCGUUAUAUCCUAGUCGCUGGUAAUGAUGGUGUAAUAUGGAUACUGAGAAGUUAUAAUCUAUUACCAGUUCAUGCAUUUCCUAAAUGUGAUACAUCAGUUGAAUCGUUAAGCUUAAGUCAUGACCAACGUUUUAUUUUUGCUGGUCUCAAAUCAGGCUGUGUAGCUGUAUUCUUUGUCGACUUCAAUCAAUGGCAUCAUGAAUUUCAACAGCGUUACUCUUGA
Molecule: messenger RNA, 8772 nt
Organism: Trichobilharzia szidati
Lineage: Eukaryota; Metazoa; Platyhelminthes; Trematoda; Strigeidida; Schistosomatidae
Source: the annotation of a GenBank genome assembly